GCCGGGACGCCGCGAUCCUCCUCAGUCGUCGGUCCUUACUUUGAGGAGCAACACGUCGGACGCCGUCUGUCCAUCCUACGUCGAACCGAUGACCCGCGACUCCGGGACCUACGACUGCGGCAAGCGGCGCUGGAGCCCGACGGCGAAUCCAAGAAACCAGGAAAGGAUGGCACCUAAUAUUACCAGUACUCCGACGGGGGUGCUCUUCGAGGACGAGACCAUCGAAUUAGAGCGGACCGGCCAGGAGACCGAGAUCCUGAAGGAGAAGCGCAGCUACACGAGGAGCAUCGUCUGGAAGAACGUCCUGAUCUUUUCUUAUCUUCACCUGGGAGCUCUCUAUGGACUCUACCUCGUAUUCACGUCCGCUAAGCUGGCCACCACUUUCUUCGCCUUCCUGCUGUACCAGUGCACCGGUCUGGGAAUCACUGCAGGCGCGCACAGACUUUGGGCUCACAGGUCCUACAAGGCGAAAUGGCAACUCAGAUUGAUUCUGAUGAUCUUCAACACCAUUGCCUUCCAGGACGCAGCCAUUGACUGGGCCAGGGAUCACAGGGUGCAUCACAAGUACAGCGAAACCAAUGCUGACCCACACAAUGCGAAGAGGGGCUUCUUCUUUGCCCACGUCGGUUGGCUCCUGUGUCGCAAGCAUCCCGAUGUCAAGGAAAAGGGAAAAGGAAUUGACCUCAGCGACCUCAAGAGCGACCCCAUUUUGAUGUUCCAGAAAAAGUACUACGUACUUCUUAUGCCGCUGUUCUGCUUCAUCCUACCCACCGUCAUUCCUGUAUUCUGCUGGAACGAGACCUGGUCGAAUGCUUACUUCGUCGCGGCCAUUCUCCGCUAUGUCUUCACUCUCAACAUGACGUGGUUGGUGAACUCUGCCGCCCAUCUCUUCGGUGGAAAACCCUACGAUAGGUUCAUUAACCCGGCACAAAACAAGGGAGUUGCCGCUAUGGCGCUGGGCGAGGGCUGGCACAACUAUCACCAUGUAUUCCCGUGGGACUACAAGACGGCCGAGCUCGGGAAUUACAAGUACAACACCACGACGGCGUUCAUCGACUUCUUCGCGAAGAUCGGCUGGGCCUAUGAAAUGAAGAGCGUUAACGUGGACACGAUAAAAAGGCGGGUGGAGAGAACCGGAGACGGCACCCACGAAUUGUGGGGAUGGGGAGACAAGGACCAGCCGAGCGAGGAACGAGAAAAGGCUGUAAUCACGCACCAUGGAAAGGAGCAGUAACCGUGAACGGUCCUCGUGUAACCGUCUACUCCGAAGAAGGCCGAUUUAAUUUCCAGUUUUGCCACAGGUCACUGUUUAACCUCGAUACACGGCGGUGAUGAGUCGAGUCUCGGAGAGAAAUCUGAUUUGCGGAAGAGACCUCUCCUGUCGACCCCAGACCAAAGAGGCGGACCUAGAUCGCUAAUAGUUCGGUUGAUCCGAGGCUACGAAAUCUUACGUCUGGUUCCUCGGGCCCUUAGGAUCCCAGAUAUUUCAGAUACUCGACUCGAUCAUCCCUAUACUUGUGAUGCGCCGAAUCGAUGAAUCAUUCGAUCAGGCCGAGAGGAAGAGAGAGCGCGUCUUGCAUCAACAACCUCGACGGUUUUUCGACCAAGCCCAGCAGGGUCCUCGGUGUUUAACCGUUCUCCUUCGCUAUGAAAUGUUAGAGUUAGAAUGUCAGGCUACACGUCAUCGGUCUUGUAUUGCAUUUCCAUUGUCGAUUUAAUUAGGAUUUGAACAGGUGAAUUGGACCUCGGGGAAAUCGCUUUAAACGUACCCAGAAUAAAUGGAUCUCGCGUAAUCACUGGUCUCGGAAGGCCCCUCAUCUGCAGAAACGUAGGUUCAGAAAAAGUACUCUUGCAGUAAUUUACACAGUGAGAUCGAAUGGCAUUUAAAUGAGGCACGAGUCCUAGAAAAAUUGUGAUAAACGGAUACAGCAAUUUAUGACUCGUUUACGAGUGUCGCGUACUUCAUGUUUUUUUUUUCCUUCCCUUGUCGGUUUCGUUUACGUUACAUUCUUUCACAGAGGAGGUGCAUCGUUCUUCUACAUAUAGUCCCUUAGUUUAUAUAUCUCCGAAACUUGCUAAGAAAAAUAAAGACGGCGCGAUGCAUCCGGCUCGAGACGUG
Orussus abietinus is the source of this 2119-nucleotide messenger RNA. Its product is annotated as acyl-CoA Delta(11) desaturase. Gene Ontology annotation, cellular component: endoplasmic reticulum membrane. Lineage: Eukaryota; Metazoa; Arthropoda; Insecta; Hymenoptera; Orussidae. The record is from RefSeq and is a predicted model, not a curated record. The transcript has 6 exons. The coding region runs from base 89 to 1234 and encodes 381 amino acids. Gene Ontology annotation, biological process: unsaturated fatty acid biosynthetic process. Gene Ontology annotation, molecular function: iron ion binding; stearoyl-CoA 9-desaturase activity.